GCUCAAGGAGAAGAGGAGAGGCCAACCCAGAAAAGUCGGGCUGUCUUCUUUGCCUACCUGGUCUGCUUUGGGGGUCAAGUUUGUACAGACUUCCCAGGAUUUCUUCAGAAUAUUGAAAUGGCCUCUUUAAAAGGAACUAUGAUGGGUCGAAGCAUACCUGUUGAAAUUGAUGAAACUGGAACUUGGUCUCCAUUUCCAGAACACUCUUUGGAAGUCGGACUGAAAUCUUCUGAUGAAAAUACAGAGAACUUGGUGCCCAUAAACUUUUACCCAUUGCAAGUAUCUUGUCAUUCAGUGGCUGGGCAGUCACAUUUUUACAGGUUCCCUACCCAUGUAGACUGUCAUAAUGUUGUGCUAGAAGAGUGUGACUACGAUCUCCCAAAACAGUGCCAGGAUUCUGGAAGGGCGAUGCCCCCUGAUGCAUCCCGUGAAUCAGCAGCUUCAUCAGAAAUUCAUAUUUUAUCUAUAGACAAAACAAACAAGGUGUUAAGGUCUCAACCAUCAUCUGAGUCUCCUGAUGCUGGACACAAUUCUAGUAGUGCACACAGAGGUUCAUCUGACGUUUGUCAGAAUUCAUUUGGUGAAAGUCAAGAGACAGCAAAAUCAAGUCAGACCCAGGAUAAUAGACCGCCACUAGAUCUACCAACAGAAGAUGCAGGAUAUGACUCUCAGCCUCUGGAUGUAAUGGGCAUCAGGCAGCUAGAACCUCCAUUGCCACUUACAUCUGUGUAUAAUCUACAGGACUUUCCAAGACCAUUAAUGUCCAGAGACUUUCCACAGAUGGGCCAUCAGCCAUAUCCUGUGAUCCCACCAAUGCCUCAUCCUAAUGCUUCCCCACAAGCUCAGUGGCAUUCUAGAUACACUCCAGGUGACAUAUGCUGCCAGAAUCCAUAUGGGCAAACGCCGUACCAACACUUUGUACAUCACCCUCAAAAACAGCAUCCUGUUCCUGGCUCUUGCAUGAGAGGCAUUCAUCCUGCUUGGAAAAUAAUCCCAAAUUAUUCCAGUCCUUAUUCUCCCAAAUGCAAUGAAGAAAGACUUCCCCAAAGAGGAAUCUCUUCUUCAGAAGUUCACAGAUUACAUGGCCCGUUACAGAAUCAGCUACUUGAUGGAAGGGUAUCAUCCAAUGCAUAUGGUGCCUAUGAAGAUAUGAACGGGUACCCGCCUGAUUGCAUGGCUCAGGUUACUAAACCUCCAUACCCAGCCGUUGUCCCAAGACCUCCAAGUAAUUCUGCAGUCAGGGGAACACUGAGAACAAGUAACUUGCCAGAAGAAUUGCGUAAAGUCUUUAUAACCUAUUCUGUGGACACAGCUGUGGAGGUCAUGAAAUUUGUGAACUUUUUGUUCGUAAAUGGAUUUCAAACUGCAAUUGAUAUAUUUGAGGACACGGUUCGAGGUAUUGACAUAAUUAAAUGGAUGGAACGAUACCUGAGUGAUAAGACAGUGAUGAUAAUCAUAGCAAUCAGUCCAAAAUACAAACAGGAUGUAGAAGGGGCUGAAUCCCAGCUGGACAAGGAUGAACAUGGCUUACAUACUAAGUACAUCCACAGGAUGAUGCAGAUUGAGUUUAUACAGCAAGGAAGCAUGAAUUUUCGAUUCAUUCCUGUGCUUUUUCCAAAUGCAAAAAAGGAACAUGUACCAACCUGGCUUCAGAAUACUCACAUCUACAACUGGCCCGAAAAUAAAAAGAAUAUUCUGCUGCGGUUAUUGAGGGAAGAGGAAUAUGUUGCUCCUCCGAUAGGACCUUUGCCCACACUCCAGGUUGUGCCAUUAUGAACAUACAUUAAAGUACACAUGAAACAAUUGGUGUAUUGCUUUGAUGGCUGGCAGCCAGGAUUUUCCUGGCUUCCUUUUUUGAGUGAUGAAAAGCAUGUGCUUUCUUUCUCUCUCCCUCCCUCCCCACCCCUGCUAAUAGAAUUGUCCUGGGUAAUGCAAGCCCAUGUGUUUUCCCUUAUCCUGAAUGUUUCCUUCUGUGACUGAUCAGGCACGCUGCUUCCCUCUCUGUUUAAACAAACUGCAAAUGGAAAGAAUGUCCAGUCGUUUCUCUUCUGUUUCUAGCAAAUUGUUCUCCAAGUCUGCAGCAGAGCAAGCAAAUAUUGUUAACGAUGUUGCAAUAAGCAGAAAACUGCACUCUGUUGUUUGCUUUGAGUUCUUUUGUUGUCAGCCAGAUGUUCUUGCAUUCUAUAAUGAUCUCCAACAGUCACUUUAUGUUCACAAUAAAGUAUUUGCCUUUCAUGUUAGCUGCCAUCUUUAUCACAGUUGAGAAAUACAUGAGGGUUUAACAGUUUCUUUGUAGAUAAACUGAACUUCAAGGUUAAUGUUUGGCUGCGCACAUUUGUAAGCUUUCUCGUACUUGAAAUAGGCUUCUUACAGGUGCUGUUUGAAAGCAUGGCAUAGUAAUUUUAUACAGAAUCUAGACUGCAUCGGCAUACGAGUGCUCUAGUCGGGUAUCCUACCACUUAAUCCUUCUUAGGAUGGAAGUACACUAUAGUUGACCUGAGGCUGCUGCCAAAAGUGGCACCCCCAUACCAAAUUUCCCCUCGCAACCUGGGCUCUUUAAUUCUGUGAUGUGAUUGUAGCAUAUGGAAAGGGGCCAUGGCUCAGUGGUAGAACAUAUAGUUUGUGUGUAAGAAGUCCCAACACUUUAGAUUUCACAUGGAGAAGCAGGUGGCAAGCUUCCAGAAAGGUAUGUGUACCCUAUUAAUCCUUUAAAACUACUGUAAUGAUGUACCUUUGCUGACGGCUGUCAGCUUCCAACUGUGUAGGCUCCUUCUUUUUAGGCUAAGUCUGGCACCCUUUAAAUAAGAAAGCCAAGAUCUGUUACUGUACGGACAGCAAGAUAAACAAUGAAGGCUAGCCCAAAGAGCAGCUUAAUUGAAAAGGACCAUUGUUCAAGGUCUAGACUGCCUUAUCGCUGGUGAGCAGGGCUGUGAGGGUAAAGCAGAAUCCGGACUGUUAAUAAGAGGACUAUUACUAACCACAGCAAAGUUCAAAGGAAGACAGAGUUUGUAGCUGUGCAACAUACAGAUGAGACAGGCUGUUGAAGGGAAAGAUAAUUACUAUAAUUUAUCACAUAUCCACAUUAAUGAUGCUUGGGUGACUACCUGGUUUUAAAAGAAACAAAGCUAUAUAUCCUUGUACAACAAUUUUACCAUGGCAACAGACGGCAACUAACCUCUCUCAGCUUUCUAUCUUUGUGGUGAUGAAGCAAGUUUGUUUUAACAAUCGAUGAUAAAUAUUAAUGUACUCAAAUCCUGUGGGAUUACUGAAGAAGUAAUAUUCAUAUUGUCCUCCCUUCUCAUCAGGCAGCAUCUAUUUGUUUAUUCCAGGAUUGUUCUUUGUAGCAAGCAGCAGGCUGCCUUGGGCUCUAUUGUUCUGAUAUUAUUAAAAGGUCCAAACCACAGCAGAAGAAGACUCUUGCCUCAGAUACCUACAGAUGGUAUUGCUGUCCAUGUUGCUUGCUCACGGGGGUUGCCUUUAGGUGUAGGUAGAGAGGGCUGGAAAUUUCUCCCAGAUAUCAAUAAACUAUACACUGGUUCUGUACACUGAAUAGCUGGAACCAAAACCAGAAUUGUCCCCAUCUGCUGCUGUUGAAAGGUUCCCUUGACUUCAUUCAAUUAUAUUAGACAUUCAGUUAUAUUAGAAGAAAAUACAGAACACAUUUUUAAAUAUAAUGCAGAAUACUUAUACAAAAUGUAUGGUGAUAAAUAAUGGUUACUAUAUAAACAGACAAUGUAGGAGGUAACAAACUAGAUACAACAAAGAAGUAUAUGGAAU
This is a messenger RNA of Gekko japonicus, 3777 nucleotides long. It is a transcript of the gene TRAF3IP2, whose product is annotated as TRAF3 interacting protein 2. Bases 118 to 1776 code for a protein of 552 amino acids. NCBI's taxonomy places the organism in Eukaryota, Metazoa, Chordata, Lepidosauria, Squamata, Gekkonidae. The record is from RefSeq and is a predicted model, not a curated record. Gene Ontology annotation, biological process: positive regulation of canonical NF-kappaB signal transduction; humoral immune response. The transcript is spliced from 10 exons.